Molecule: messenger RNA, 714 nt
Organism: Lichtheimia ornata
Lineage: Eukaryota; Fungi; Mucoromycota; Mucoromycetes; Mucorales; Lichtheimiaceae
Exons: 1
Coding region: 1-714 (237 amino acids)
Source: RefSeq, a predicted model, not a curated record
AUGUUCAUUGGUCAUUUUGCAACGGUGCAUCCACUUCGACGAUAUUUUCCCAAUACGCCUGCGUACGUACUUACCAUUGGUGUUGGUUUCCUUGAUAUCGUCUUUGCAGUGAUUUGUGCCUUAUGGCAUGCAGAGGGCGUCACAGUCGAUCCAUCUGAAGGAAAAUUGGGAGUACAGCUACACUGCGACUACAGUCAUUCUCUUGUCGGUGCCCUCGUUUUCUCAACACUCUACGGUUUCCUUGCUCAAGUCAUCGUUGGUGGAAACGAUCGUCAACAUUUCGUUGCCGGCUUUGCAGCAUCAUUCUCCCAUUGGCUUGAAGAUUGGCUUGUCCACAACCACGAUCUGUUGCUUGAUCCAUGGUCACGUGUCAUCAUUGGCGGUACCUUGUUAUGGUCAAAGUAUCCCUUGUUCGCUACGUACGCUGAAUUGUUGGCGGCCAUUGCCUUUGGAUGGUUCUAUGUCCCUGAAAAAGAACGCAAAAACACGUAUGCUUUGGUGUCCAAUGUGAUAUUGUUGGUGGUGUUCCACUAUGGCAACGAGGUGGCAUUUCCACGAUUGGCAACAGCAAGUUUGAUGCAACCCACAGCUGACCUUCAAAACUACGGAUUAGCAGCUUCCAUGCUCUUUGUCUUUUUAACACCUGCCAUCAUCCUUGGAUACGUCUUUGAACGACGACGACGAUCCUCCACUGAUACGAAGAAGAAUCAAUAA